UCAAACCGGUUCAGUCCAAACCGGGAGCGACUCGUGUGUUUGUUGUUGUUACUGAAGCGAGAGAUCAUCAGUCAGGCUUUUAUUUGUGGGAUUUCAUUGUUCAUCAGAUCGAAGAAGAAGAGCUUAGCAAAAAUGGCGGCGAAACCGAUUGCGAGUCCGAUUUCGGUGGCGCUGUAUCCGACUUUGUCGGUGUUCACUUUGGCGAUUGGCCUCGUCAUUACUGCUAUCUUCUUCAUCUACGAAACUACCUCAUCCAGGAAAAACCGAAGCCUCGGAAAGGAGCUCGCUACUUCUGCAGUUGCAUCUGUCUUCUUGGGAUUUGGAUCGUUGUUUUUGCUACUUGCUAGUGGCGUUUAUGUCUAAUCCUUCUUCCUCAGUGCUAUUCCCAACUAGUUGAAAGACACAAACAAAUUACAGAAUUAUCUAUCUUUGUUCAAGUGAAAUCAGAGUUAUGAAUGUUGUUAGACUUUGAGAAGUAGUCUUUAAACACCAAGUUGCAAACUUGCAAUUAAUUAUCUUGUGCUUUUGAGUGCUAAUAUCGACUUUAGAUUUGGCCGCUA
This is a messenger RNA of Camelina sativa (false flax), 560 nucleotides long. RefSeq lists its product as uncharacterized. Lineage: Eukaryota; Viridiplantae; Streptophyta; Magnoliopsida; Brassicales; Brassicaceae. The record is from RefSeq and is a predicted model, not a curated record. Gene Ontology annotation, cellular component: oligosaccharyltransferase complex.